Erythranthe guttata (spotted monkey flower) is the source of this 1360-nucleotide messenger RNA. RefSeq lists its product as uncharacterized. The record is from RefSeq and is a predicted model, not a curated record. Gene Ontology annotation, molecular function: protein binding. NCBI's taxonomy places the organism in Eukaryota, Viridiplantae, Streptophyta, Magnoliopsida, Lamiales, Phrymaceae.
GCAGUCAAGAACCAGGUUCAUUUUUCAUUUGUGCUUUCCUCAAUUCGAGAACGAUGCAACGAUCAAUGGCGUUGCGCAGCAAACUCCGAUCACUGGUACUCCACCGGAAUCGCCUUUUCUGCACCUCUGUAGUGAGCACAGACUCCAAAAGCACAGAGAAAACCCGGGCCGUACUCUUCCGCCUCCGCUUCGAGCAAAACCCCGACCGCAUCCUCGACAUCUGCCGGUCCGCCGCCCUCACCCCGGAGUUUCACCUGGACCGGAUCGCCUACUCGAAAAUCGUCUCAAAGCUAAGAGAAUCUAACUACCCCGGGAUAGGGGACUUCAUCAAGGAGUCCAUGGAUCAAAUCGCCUGCAAAUCCGAACGCGUCCUCGCUCACUUCAUCGUCCUCUACGGCCACGCGCGCCUCGCCAAGGACGCCGUCAACCUGUUCGACGAAAUGCCAGCCCUAGGCGUCGAUCGAGACGUGAAGACUCUGAACUCCCUGCUCUUCGCCUGCGACCUGGCCGGAGAAUACAGCGAGAUGAGGAGGGUAUUUCUGGAAUUCCCUCGAAAGUACCAGCUGGAACCGAAUCUGGACACGUACAACAUCGCCCUAAAGGGGUUGUGCGCCUCCGGCAGCGCGAACGAGGCCCACUCCUUACUUGCCGAAAUGGAGAGGAAAAGCAUAAGGCCUAACGCCACGACAUUCGCAACCGUGAUUGCGGGGUUCUACAAGGAGGAGAACUUCGAGAGCGUGGGCAAGAUAAUGGAGUUGAUGAAGAAAUACGGCAUACCGCCGGGUAUUUCUAUCUACAACGUGAGAAUUCAGAGCUUGUGCAAGCUCAAAAGAUCGUCCGAGGCGAAGGCGUUAUUGGACGGGAUUUUAUCGAGGGGUAUGAAGCCGAAUGCGAUGACGUAUAGCCAUUUGAUUUACGGGUUCUGUAGAGAAGGGAAUUUGGUGAUGGCCAAGAGUUUGUUCAAGGACAUGGUUGACAGAGGGUUUGAGCCGGGUGUCAAGUGUUAUUUCACUAUGGUUUAUUAUCUUUGUGAAGGAGGAGAUUUUGAGGUUGCUUUGGCUAUCUGUGAGGAGUGUUUGGAGAAGGGUUGGGUGCCGAAUUUUUCGACCAUGAAAGCGCUGGUUAUGGGGCUUGUGAGCAUUGGCAAGGCUGAUGUGGCCAAGAAAAUCAUUCAGCAGGUGAAGGGGAAAUUCUCGAGGAAUACUGAUACUUGGGUGGAGAUUGAGGAGAAGAUUGGUUAGCGAAAGCUUUGGUUUCUGCGUUUCAUUUUUGUUUUUGAACCAUGUUUUUGUAAUGGUUAACAAAAAAUCGACACAUUACGACAGUGGUGUCUUUAUGAUAUGGGUAAUUUCGUUUCACU